Messenger RNA from Mitosporidium daphniae, 1128 nucleotides. RefSeq lists its product as uncharacterized. The record is from RefSeq and is a predicted model, not a curated record. NCBI's taxonomy places the organism in Eukaryota, Fungi, Microsporidia. The coding region runs from base 1 to 1128 and encodes 375 amino acids. The transcript has a single exon.
AUGGCGGGAUGCCGUGGAAAUAAAAUUAUUUUUCCAUUCAUGCUUCAAGAAAAUAGAACGUCAAAUUUCAACGUCUUCCAGCGGCACAACGCAGAUAAGGACGCAAAGGGAUUGAACGUGCAUUGUGGCGGACCCCUAUCCUCGUCCUCUGCUGCGACUCAAUUUCCGUUUGCAAGCAGACUGGAGUCGCUGGAUUCCAAAUACCGCUACCACGAACACAAGUCUGAAUUUGACACGCCAAAAAUCACAUCCAAAAUCCGAUCUUUCCAAAGAAACCUGAAUGGCUUUACCCCGAUUUCGUCAAACACAAAGAACAGCGGAUCUGUGCUCAUCGGCCAAGAUGGCGAUUCCAACGGCUUUGUUCGAAAGCAUCCAGCCGCCUUUGCAUCAACUUCAAAUCCAGCCGCCUUUGCAUCAACUUCGAAUCCAGCCGCCUUUGCAUCAACUUCAAAUCCAGCCGCCUUUGCAUCAACUUCGAAUCCAGCCGCCUUUCCAUCAACUUCGAAUCCAGCAGCCUUUGCGUCAACUUCGAAUCCAGCCGCCUUUGCAUCAACUUCGAAUCCAGCAGCCCAAUUUUCAUUUUUGAAAAGGCCAGACGACAACCAGGAAAGAGGGUCGUACGCGCAACCGCCCAGCAAGCUUGAUAUCAUUCAAGGGCUUCGCCCUCAAACGGAGAAACGCGAGGCUGCAAUUUCGGAAUACGAACGUCGAAUUGGCCACAAAAUCAAUCGAAGAGUUGCACUUACAAUCCUGCCGCUGUUUUGCAUUGUUUAUGCGGUUUCCGUAUUUUUCGACUUGUUUUUUGCAACGCUUUACGAGCGAAAAUGUAGGCUGCGUUGCAUUUUCUUACACGAUAGCGCUUUUUUACGUCAUUUUUGGGUUGAGUCUGAAUUUCCAAAGGUUGCUGAGGUGCUUUGCAAUCACAUUCCCGCUGUUUGCCUACAAAAAGAUAUUUUACGGCACAGAUCUUUCCCACGCUUCAAUACAGUUUCCGCUGCUCACAAAAUACCUGCUGAUGGGUGCGGUCUACGCAUUGUCCUCAAUGGUGUGUUUCUUCAGCUUUUUCAGCCGAACGAUGACUUAUGUUGUGUCUUCAGACCUGCAGUAUUUUCCAAUUUUAAAGUGUAG